Molecule: messenger RNA, 1273 nt
Organism: Malania oleifera
Lineage: Eukaryota; Viridiplantae; Streptophyta; Magnoliopsida; Santalales; Ximeniaceae
Product: protein DMP2-like
Exons: 1
Coding region: 383-1024 (213 amino acids)
Biological process (GO): endomembrane system organization
Source: RefSeq, a predicted model, not a curated record
AAUCUCUCCAUCAAAGAAUGUAAUUAAGACUGACCAUAACCAAUGAAGAAUGGUAGGAAUUGAAUUAAUCAAUAUGGUGCAUUUUCCACUUUGAGAUCGAUGAUCUUCAUGCCUUCCCAUAGCACGCCACAUAGAGAGAGAGAGAGAGAGAGAGAGAGAGAGAGAGAGAGAGAGAGAGAGAGAGAGAGAGAGAGAGUAAUUUGACUAAACAUCAAAACCUUGAAUUAGAAAUACAGAGAGAGAGAGAGAGAGAGAGAGAGAGAGAGAGAGAGUAAUUUGACUAAACAUCAAAACCUUGAAUUAGAAACUAGUUAAUGACUCGAGGAGUAAAGGUUAAUGAACCCACAAAAGAUUUCACCCACAUAUCGGAAAAGACACACACAUGUUAUCAAAGAAAUUAUUUGAUCCAUCUUCUGAUUUUAAUUCUGAAGCCCAAAUGGCAGGAAGCAGCAACGAAUCAUCAUCUUCCACCUCCCAGAAGAAAUCAUACUCUGACAUGACAUUUUCCGGCAUCGGAAACCUCAUCAAGCUCCUUCCCACCGGCACCGUCUUCGCCUUCCAGUUCCUUAACCCCGUCCUCUCCAACAACGGCCAGUGCCACCCUGUCAACAAGGUCCUCACCAGCGUCCUCAUCGGCCUGUGCGGCCUCUCCUGCUUCUUCUCCUCCUUCACUGACAGCUACACCGGCAGUGACGGUGCCACCCACUACGGCAUCGUCACCACGAAGGGUCUCUGGCCGUCGCCCGACUCCAGCGAGUCCGUGGACGUGUCCCAGUACAAGCUCCAGGUGGGGGACUUCGUGCACGCCUUGUUCUCGGUGGUGGUGUUCGCGGCGGUAUCUCUUCUGGACUCCAACACGGUCGAUUGCUUCUACCCUUCCUUUGAGUCGACUCAGAAGGCUCUCAUGAUGUCCCUGCCUCCGGUGAUCGGCGUAGUUGCCAGCGCCGUGUUUGCCGUUUUCCCCUGCAGGCGCCAUGGGAUAGGGUACCCUUCAAGUUCAAACAAGUCCGCAUCCAAGAAGUAAGGAAGAGAGUAACAUGACAUGGGUCCCUAAUAUUACCCUCCUACGUGCAAAAUAGUGUGGAUCCCAUGUAAUUUUGUGUAGUCAAUUUAGGUCAUAAUAAUACAAACCCGUGACAUCCAGGUAAAGUUGUUUGAUGAUAUUAUAGAGAAUGUGAUAGUUGUCUUCUUCUAUUAUGUGAGUUUGAAAUUCAUUCAUUCCCCAUGCAUGUAGUAUCUGCCCAUCUAUCAAAUACAUACAAAUUAAGCCACU